This is a messenger RNA of Equus quagga, 524 nucleotides long. It is a transcript of the gene UBA52, whose product is annotated as ubiquitin A-52 residue ribosomal protein fusion product 1. Gene Ontology annotation, molecular function: structural constituent of ribosome; ubiquitin protein ligase binding; protein tag activity. The record is from RefSeq and is a predicted model, not a curated record. Gene Ontology annotation, biological process: translation; modification-dependent protein catabolic process; protein ubiquitination. Bases 34 to 420 code for a protein of 128 amino acids. The transcript has 5 exons. Gene Ontology annotation, cellular component: cytoplasm; ribosome; nucleus. NCBI's taxonomy places the organism in Eukaryota, Metazoa, Chordata, Mammalia, Perissodactyla, Equidae.
UCUCUUCAACGAGGCGGCCGAGCGGACGCAGACAUGCAGAUCUUUGUGAAGACCCUGACGGGCAAGACCAUCACCCUCGAGGUUGAGCCCAGUGACACCAUUGAGAAUGUUAAAGCUAAAAUCCAAGACAAGGAGGGCAUUCCACCUGACCAGCAGCGUCUGAUUUUUGCCGGCAAACAGCUGGAGGACGGCCGCACUCUCUCAGACUACAAUAUCCAGAAAGAGUCCACCCUGCACUUGGUGCUCCGCCUGCGGGGCGGCAUCAUUGAGCCUUCCCUCCGCCAGCUCGCCCAGAAAUACAACUGCGACAAGAUGAUUUGCCGCAAGUGUUAUGCUCGCCUGCACCCUCGUGCUGUCAACUGCCGCAAGAAGAAGUGCGGCCACACCAACAACCUGCGCCCCAAGAAGAAGGUCAAAUAAGGCCCCUCCUCUGGCUCCUCCUUUGCCCGAAGCGUCACCUCCUGCCUGAGCCCCAUGGCCCUGGGGCCUCAAUAAAGUUUCCCUUUCAUUGACUGGAGCAGUAA